Messenger RNA from Miscanthus lutarioriparius, 2628 nucleotides. Lineage: Eukaryota; Viridiplantae; Streptophyta; Magnoliopsida; Poales; Poaceae. The record is from the annotation of a GenBank genome assembly.
AUGCAGCUGCUGUUGGUGUGGAGUUUGGCAUCUGCUGUCAUGUUGGUGGCAUCUGGAGCCGGUCCUCCCUCUCUUGCUACUCUUGCACACUGCCCCAAGACCUGUGGGGAUGUGAGCAUCUGGUACCCCUUCGGCAUCGGGCCUGGCUGCUUCCGGCAGGGAUUCGAGGUCACCUGCGAUAGGACCACCAAACCUUGGAAGCUCUUCUUGGGCAAGGGAAACACCACCACUCAGGUAACUGCCCUCUAUCCUGCAGGAACUGUCCUUGCCUCUAUUGUGUACACCAUCACCAUGGCACCAGGUGUUGGCACCUACAACUUGUCCUGGCAGUCUCCUGGGCGUAACCUCAACAUCGAGUCUUACAAUUACUUUGCGUUCCUUGGUUGCGGAAUUGGGAUCUGCUUGUUCCACCCAGACACCGGUGACCUUGUAGGCCAUUGCACAAGCAAGUGUUCCUCCAUGGAGGCCAUGCUCAUAGCAACACAAGGUGGGAGCUGCAAUGGCAUGGGCUGCUGCACUGUCACGUUCCCGGUGCCGUUUCGAGGGUUCAGAGUGACCAUCGUAAAGAACAACGAUACAGUACCAGAACCCUUCCAUGAUAUCACCGUCAAGGCUUUCUUAAGCUUCCGUCCAUGUAAGUUUAGUAUUAUGGAUCUAUUGUCUGAUAAAAUAAAUGCAAGCAUCGUUGCUGCUUUAUCCGCAUACCUCUCAACUGUCAUCGCUGAUGAACACAACUGCAAACAAGCCCAGUUGGAUAAUAAAACACAUCAUAUUUUGAUUUUCUUAACUGGAGCAGAGUAUAACCUAACCCCCAAGACAAACUGUUCUCGAUCAUGUGGAAACACAUAUAUUCCUUUCCCUUUCGGGCUGGAGCCAGGCUGUUUUGCUAAAAGGAGAUUUCAAUUGAAUUGUGCAUCCAAUCGCACUCUUAUUGGAAGACCACCUGCAAAAUAUGAAGUGACAAAUAUUUCAUUAGAUGAAGGACUCUUGUAUGUCAAUAAGCUUUCAGAAUCUGAAGACGCCAACACAAAUUAUUUAUCGAUAUACUAUGGAGGUUCUGAGUACUUUGGCCAGCAACUAAUUUAUGGUCUGGAGAAAUCUGACUUAUCUGAAGAGUAUGGUUCUUGGAGUUGGUCAGUAACCAAUUUGACAUGUGAAAGUGCAAAACGCGACAGAACUUAUGCAUGCAUCAGCACAAACAGCGAGUGCCUUGGUGUUACACAUGGGACGAUCUAUAUUGGUUAUCGUUGCAAGUGCUCUCCUGGUUUUGAAGGAAACCCUUAUGUUCAAAAUGGAUGUACAAGUGUGCAUUCCUUAACCUAUCCAAUGCAUGCAUUUGAUUGUGCAACAAUAGGCAUAUUUGACAACAAUUUCAUGAUAUCCAUUGAAUUUGACUAUAUUGAUGAGUGCUCGAUACCAAACUAUUGUAACGGGACAUGCUAUAACUUUCAAGGAAGCUAUGGUUGUUGCCCUCAAGGUAUGCAUUUUGAUCCAGUAAGAAGGCAGUGCACUUCUAGUAAGCGGCAAAGUGUUCUUUUGGGUAUUGUUGUCGGAAUUAGCAGUGGUUUUGGAGUCCUACUUCUUACAUUGACUGCAAUCGUAUUAGUCAAAAGGUGGAAGAUAGACACACAAAAGAAAAUCCGAAGGGCAUACUUCCGGAAAAACAAAGGCCUACUCUUGGAGCAGCUGAUCUCUUCGAGUGAAAGUGUUACACAUAACACAAGAAUAUUUUCCUUGGAAGAGUCUAAAAUUGUGGAGCAGAGUGAGAUCGACCAAUUUGUUAAUGAGGUGGCCAUCCUGUCACAGAUAAUUCAUCGCAAUGUGGUGAAACUUUUUGGUUGUUGCCUUGAAUCUGAGGUGCCGCUUCUCGUAUAUGAAUUCAUCUCUAAUGGCACACUUCAUGAUCUUCUUCAUGGCAAUCUGAGUGCCAAAUGCUUGUUAACAUGGGAGGACCGUAUCAGGAUUGCUCUAGAGGCUGCUGGGGCACUUUCUUACCUCCAUUCUUCUGCUGUUAUGCCAAUCUUUCAUAGAGAUGUGAAAUCAACUAACAUACUCUUGGAUGAUGCCUUCACUGCAAAGGUUUCAGACUUCGGUGCUUCCAGAUCCAUUUCCAUUGAUCAGACUCGUGUGGUUACAGCUGUGCAGGGGACAUUUGGCUACCUAGAUCCUGUGUAUUACUAUACAGACCAAUUAACUGAAAAGAGUGAUGUUUAUAGUUUUGGCGUGAUACUUGUUGAGCUCCUAACAAGGAAGAAGCCAAUUUUCCUCAACCACCUUGGUGAAAAGCAGAACUUGUGUCAUUAUUUCCUUGAAGUGCUUAGAGAUAAAACUACUAUGGAUUUGGUGGAUUGCCAAGUUCUAGAGGAAGCUAGCCAAAGUGAUGUUGAUGAGAUUACCUUGGCUGCGGAGAUGUGUUUAAGGCCUAAAGGAGAACAGAGACCUAAAAUGAAAGAAGUGGAAUUAAGAUUGCAACUCCUAAGAGCUAAAAUAUCUAGAACAUACAAAGAGGAGUCAAAAAGGGGCAGAGAAACCAAACAGUUAUUAUCUUCAGAGUAUAAAUCUACUCCCCUGACUAUGAACAAGAGAGCUGAAAAUGGCCUUGCUGUUAUACCAUGGAGCAAGAAAUGA